GACCAUACAGCACACACCUCUAUGCAGUUAUUAUCUAUGCUUCCGUCUUGUUCACCUCCCUCUACGACACCUCUCUCUCUUCCCCUAUGCGUCCAUGGUUGACAUUUCAGACAUAAAAUAUAUAGAACGAACUAAGACUGCUAAUCAGUCAAGCAAUGGCGAAGCCACACCUGAUGCCUCGGACAAGCCGAUAAAGCUUGGAGACUUCAGCAAGCUCUUCUCCGAGUUCCUCAAACCCGCUCCGCAUAGAAAUGACUCUGCUUCCGACCUGUCGGAAGAGAGCAGUUACAAUGAAGACGAAAGCUUCCCACGAAGCCUAGUCUCCUCCCGGGCCAGCAGGCUGCCACCAUCAGCCUCGGAACAUGCUUCUGAGCAAUCAGUACAUGAUGCCAGCCGGACGAUCCGUGCCCAAGAUGCCUCUGCCCAUCAACCACAGCCCAACUUCAUCAGAUAUAAUCUCCGACGUGACGUGCAGUCCAUCUUUGCGAACGGUUACAGUACCAGCGUUCCUUACGAGCCGGCGUCAUCAUCAUCGUCUUCAUCUUUUUCAGCGGCCUCGACGGCUGUAGAACACGGCGCAUCGUGCCAUACCUCCAUCUGCGGCAAGGGACAUCGGGUUGUCGAACAGUCAGUCUUCCUGACAAGCUCGCAUGCCGAAGACCCCAAGUGUUCGGCUCAAUCCAAAAUUGAUAAAUUCCCCAGUCGCAUGGGCGGGGAGCUAUCAUUGAUUGAAGAUAAACAUCAGUCGCUCAUGAUGGGUCUUGUCCCUUACCGCAUCCGAGACGCUGCCAUGGCAGAAAAACACCCCGACAUUACAUCCCAAGGCAUCCAUGUUUUCGUCGAUAUGUCCAACAUCGAUAUUGGGUACCAGACUACAUUAAAAGAGAGUCGAUCCAUUCACAAAAGCUCCCGUCUCUCGCCUUUGCCCCAUCUAAACUUACAGCUUCUGACCAAAAUUCUUAUCCGUGAUCGGCCAGUGGCAGCCCUUAAUGUGUGCUGUUCUACCCUCCCAGGGCGUUCAGAGCCUCGAUAUGUGCAGCAGCUGCGGGAGCUGGGGUACCACAUUGAUCUGAGAGAACGUAAAAGGGUUAACGACGGGCUUUUCUCUGCAAAGGCGCCCGAGACCCUUCGUUAUGUCGAGGAUCUUGUGGAUGAGACGCUACAAGUUCGCAUUGCCGAAUCCGUAAUGGAGCAUUUUCUUAAACCCGGCACAAUAGUCUUGGCUACCGGGGAUGCGAAGCCGUCUGUACACUCGGAUGGGUUUUUCUCAUAUAUGCAGCGUGCACUACGCAUGGGUUGGAAUGUCGAGGUCGUCUCUUGGAGGGGCAGUCUCUCCCUAAAAUGGACCGAUAGACAAUGGACAUCUCAAUGGAAUGGCAAGUUUCGCGUUAUCGAACUAGAUGAAUUCUUGGAGAUAUUAAAGUAGUAUACACAAAUAUAGUAGAACAUCAUGAUGGCUGCUCAUGAUGCGUAGCGCACGAAUUUUCCAUGUGUGCUAUAUAUUUUCAAAGUGUACAUUGUAAUCGUCUAUUUAAAAAGAGUGCAAUGAGGUUGACUGAAAGCAUGGUUGCAAAUGCAGUUACAAAGUUAACUCGUGUAUUCAGAAUGAAAGCGGGUUCGCCGCAAGAAAGACAUGUAGUAUACAAGCAACAUGAUGUACAAGUGGUAUCGUUUAUAUCCGCCGUUAAAG
This is a messenger RNA of Trichoderma asperellum CBS 433.97, 1690 nucleotides long. RefSeq lists its product as uncharacterized. NCBI's taxonomy places the organism in Eukaryota, Fungi, Ascomycota, Sordariomycetes, Hypocreales, Hypocreaceae. The record is from RefSeq and is a predicted model, not a curated record.